This is a messenger RNA of Osmia lignaria (orchard mason bee), 1131 nucleotides long. RefSeq lists its product as uncharacterized. The record is from RefSeq and is a predicted model, not a curated record. NCBI's taxonomy places the organism in Eukaryota, Metazoa, Arthropoda, Insecta, Hymenoptera, Megachilidae.
AUUUUUAACGAUUCAUGGUCGCCAGAGUGUCUGGUAUAUAAGUUGGAAGGAAAAUUUUGCGAGAAAAUAUUGUUCGUGUCACUCGACGGCUAAUCAGCUUCACAGCGAGUUCGUUAUGUCGCGCUUUACCGCAUGGAUUGCUUUGCUCAUAUUGAUCGGAUCUGUUUGGUCACAGAAAGAAUUUUCGAAAGAAGAAUUUUCAAAGAAAAAAUGGUCCGAAGAAGAAUUCUCAGAGGAAGAAUUUUCAGAGAAAAAACAUUCAACGGAAGAGUUUAUCGAAGGUUCACCAAGAUUCGGCUUUGAUCUUCUUGAUCCUAUACGAAAGUCCUUUUGCAAUUUUUCCUGCAUGUCGUCAGACAAGAUGCCAUAUUUAAUGAAUCUUGCCUGCGCCGUAAAAUGUCCAGAAUUAUAUCUGCCUCACGGACCAUCAUCAUCAACAAUGAAGUCAUCGGACAAGCCUAGCACGAAACCUUCAUCGACAACUUCUUCAGCACCAUCGACUUCCUUAUCAAAUUCUACAAUGUUAGAAGCACCAAUGAUGCCAGCAGCAAUGAUGCCACUAGCAAUGAAGCCAAUAACAAUGAAACCAAUAAUAAUGAUGCCAAAUGCCGGCAGCAACAGCAAUCAUACCGGCAGCAGCAGUGGUGCCGGCAGCAGCAGUGGUGCCGGCAGCAACAACGGUAAUGCCGACAGCAACAACGAUAAUGCCGACAGCAGCAACAGUAAUGCCGGCAGCAGCAAUGAUAAACAAAAACCAUAAAACUGUUUAUCCAAAUGUUUCUUUUUUAAUCUUUGAAUUUUUUUUAUUAUUUUAAUACUUCACAUUACUACAAAUAAAAUUAUGAAUUAUCUUGUUUUUUCUAGUAGAAUAUUAAAAUGAGAUAUAACCAUGUUACUAACAUAAUGUAGAGCACAAUUCUAUAUCUUUAUAAUAAAUUAUAUUUUUAGCAAGAUUCAGUAGAUAAAGUCACUUGUGAGUUGGAACAUGUUAGGAAGUUGUACGUAAGGUGGCGCUACCGAUGUUGUUAUCCGCAGUAUCACAAUAAAGAUUUCUGUUUUACCCAUUGAUUGUUAAUGCAUUCCCCAGUGCCCGGCACUUUAAAUUUGAUUUAAUGAAUUAAUUAAAAAAAA